UUGCAGCGAAGACAGCGACAGCGAAUGAGUGACCGCAGGGCAACGACCACAGAACCAGCGAUCAAGCGCAAAAUGGCCCGUGAUCCAAAGAAACCCCGAGGCAGAUUGACCUCGUAUGCAUUGUUUGUCCAAACAUGCCGGGAAGAACACAAAAAGAAGCAUCCCGAGAAAGUGGUGUCCUUCACUGAAUUCUCAAAGAAGUGCUCCGAGAGGUGGAAGACUAUGUCUGCCAAAGAGAAAUCAAAGUUCGAAGAACUGUCAAAAGAAGACAAGAAGCGCUACGAGAGUGAAAUGAAGGAUUAUGUACCACCAAAAGGUGCGAAGAAGCAGAAGAAAAAGAAGGACCCCAAUGCACCAAAGAGACCUCCAUCUGGUUUCUUUAUAUUCUCGGCGCAUCUCCGACCCAAGAUUAGAGAAGAGUGUCCCGGACUGUCCAUUGGGGAUAUAGCUAAAAAGCUGGGGGAGAAAUGGAAUGCAAUGGGAUCAGAGGAAAAGUUGCCAUAUGAACAGCAAGCAGACAAGCUGAAAGAAAAAUACAAAAAGGAUGUUGCAGCAUAUCGUGCUAAAACAAAGCCUGACAGUGUUAAGAAUUUCACUGCCAAAGCUGAAAAAUCUAAGAAGAAAGCUAAGGAAGAAGAGGAAGAUGAAGAUGAGGAUGAUGAGGAGGAAGAAGAUGAUGAGGAUGAUGAAGAUGACGAUGAUUAAACAUUUAUUUUGCUUAAAGCAAAACUUCUCAGUUAAAGCAUUUACCCCCACCCCUGUACACACUUUGCUCCUUUAAAAAAAAAUUAAAUAUAUAAGGCUAUGUAUAUGAGAAUUUGAUUUUAAACUGUACAGUUUUUUUGUUUUGUAUAGUUAACACACUACGAAAAUGUCUUUGGGUGUCCCAUUGUCUUUGUUCUUAGUGGUGUUUGUUUGCCACUUGCCUUGAGUGUGGGGUUAUGAAUUGGCAUGGUAAGAGCAAGUUUAUGUUGGUGCACAGCACAAACUAGUUUUAUGUGGAAGGGGGGGCGGUGGAAGGAAGACGUCAUAGUUUACUAUUUGCCACUCAGUAAUUGCUUAAAAGUUGCAGCUUUUUGUUUUGUUGACCUUUUUGAAAUGCUUCUGAAAUAAACUUUUUU
Messenger RNA from Callorhinchus milii (elephant shark), 1121 nucleotides. RefSeq names its product high mobility group box 1 (gene hmgb1). NCBI's taxonomy places the organism in Eukaryota, Metazoa, Chordata, Chondrichthyes, Chimaeriformes, Callorhinchidae. The record is from RefSeq and is marked provisional. Gene Ontology annotation, molecular function: DNA binding, bending. Gene Ontology annotation, biological process: regulation of transcription by RNA polymerase II.